Messenger RNA from Morus notabilis, 1314 nucleotides. RefSeq names its product protein LOW PSII ACCUMULATION 3, chloroplastic. The record is from RefSeq and is a predicted model, not a curated record. The transcript is spliced from 10 exons. Bases 26 to 958 code for a protein of 310 amino acids. Lineage: Eukaryota; Viridiplantae; Streptophyta; Magnoliopsida; Rosales; Moraceae.
UAGUUCAUCAAAAUUGAAAAGAAAAAUGCGAUUAAUUGCAUCAAAAGUGACCAGUGCCAUUCCUUCUCUUCCAAGUUCCCAUGCCUUUAAUGACUCGAGAAAUUGGGCACCAAAAAAUUAUGGGAAUUUGGAAAUGCGAAAAGCUGGGAAACUUUGGAGUUCUGUUAAGGGAAAUGGCAAUGCUUCCGUGGAACUUGAUGUCCCAUUCCCUCGAGACUACUCCGAGCUUCUUGAACAAGCCAGAAAAGCAACUUCAUUGGCUUUGAAAGAUAGCAGACAGUUGAUGGAGAUUGAAUUCCCAACUGCUGGGCUCCAAUCUGUACCAGGUGAUGGUGAAGGAGGAAUAGAAAUGACUGAAAGCAUGGUGUUAAUCCGCGACUUUUGUGACGGCUUCAUAGAUUCAGAGAAAGCUAGGCGAACCAGAAUAUUUUUCCCCGAGGCCAAUGAGGUUACAUUUGCAAGAAAUUCAGCCUUUGGAGGAGCUUCCUUCAAGUUAGACUACUUGACGAAGCCAUCGUUCUUCGAAGACUUUGGUUUCGUUGAAAAGGUGAAAAUGAAAGACCGCGUGAAGCCAGAAGACGAACUAUUCCUUGUUGCCUAUCCGUACUUUAAUGUCAAUGAAAUGCUUGUUGUUGAAGAGCUCUAUAAAGAAGCAGUCACGAACACAACCCGGAAACUAAUUAUAUUCAAUGGAGAACUCGACCGUAUUAGAUCUGGAUAUUACCCUCCAUUCUUCUACCCAAAGCUGGCUGCUCUGUCCAAGACCCUAUUUCCUCUGAUGGAGACUGUAUAUUAUAUUCACAAUUUUAAGGGAGCCAAAGGGGGAACACUUUUCAGGAGCUACCCAGGUCCAUGGAAAGUCCUUAGAAAAGUGAGGAACAAAUACAUUUGCCUUCAUCAGCAAGAAACCAUGCCUUCCUUGAAGGAAGUUGCCUUGAAUAUCCUUCCAUCAGCUUGAGAUUUACUUGCAUAAUUCAUAUGUCCAGUACCUCUUCGCUUUUAGCGCUUUGAUGUUCAAUUAAUACCACUUAGUGUGGUGGCCUAGAGGUAAUGGAGUACCGUGGUGGGCUUGUGAUCACAAAUAGGGGCUGGGUUACUCCUAACUAAGGGUAUUAAAUGUGAAGACUUGGGGCUGCAUCCCAACAUACUAUCACUGUUAACACAUUCGGUGGGGUUGAGGUGAUGCGCUCCUCAUUUGAGAGAUAGGCCCUCAUGUAGGGCAUUCAGUAAAUAUUUCUGUUAGUGUCUGGGACCCCUUUGGUGAUGCUCAGAGGGAGGAUGUUGACACUAGUAGCCUUUUCCGGAAUUUUCUGC